Molecule: messenger RNA, 1098 nt
Organism: Blastomyces gilchristii SLH14081
Lineage: Eukaryota; Fungi; Ascomycota; Eurotiomycetes; Onygenales; Ajellomycetaceae
Exons: 1
Coding region: 1-1098 (365 amino acids)
Source: RefSeq, a predicted model, not a curated record
AUGUGUACUGCGUGGGUUUCUUUUUCCCUCUGUCAGCCACAGGAGAAUCCAAAUGAGCUGCACCUCUGUACCGGAAAUUACCUGUCUGAGAACAACGUCCUUCAACCCCGCUUCUGCGACGCGUUUUCUCCCUGUGCUCAAACUGCAACCCAUGAUGGAAAAAAAGCGCCUUGCAUGCUUGCUCCACCUCUGUGCUUAGUUCGCGAAGGAUCGCCGUGUGUUUCAUUCCCCUCACUUGGGCCAGCUGUCAAUGGCAAAAAUCCCUCACCCCAACGGACGCAGGCAGUGAGCGUCAGGCCCGUCUUAUGUGGCACCCGGUGCGUAUGCACCUCGGCCGGGUUUCCUGCAUAUGGAAGCCUUGUUCAUUCUAGAUCUCACCAUUCUCACCACUCCCACCACCAUCCCAGCAACUCGGUGAAUCGGAGAGAGAUGAUUGAAGGGCCUUUCCAAUGUAAGGGAGGUCGCCCCCGUCGCAGCUAUCUCCGCGGUGACAUGGAGCUGCGCCUUCUUCUUCCCCUUUCAAUCAUUUCAACCCCAGUGACAAUUGUGAUACUUGUUUGGUCCGGACCAAGGGGAUCUUGCAAUGAUUUGCAUCUUCAGCCUUUCCAGAGAAACCUGGUGAAUUCACAAGAGAAGACGGGUAAUUUCUGCAACAGUGGCUCUCAAUCUGAUAGUCAAAUUUCGAGAUCCCUGCGCGACUCAGCCGCUCCUGAUCAUUGCAUGCAACGACGGUUGGUACAUGGGACGGGGAAAAGAAAAAAAAAAAAGGAUCAAGAAUGCAGAGAUAGAGGGGCAGAUCUUGUGAGGGCCGCGCUCUCUCUGACAGUUUCUCCAGAGGCAGAUUCGAAUUUUUCCUGCACGCGAAUCGGCCGUCUCAUACACUUCAAAGUCUGCCUUGCCGUGGGGCCGAUAACCGUAUCCGGAGAGUUACCUCGAUCCGUGGCGAGGCACCACUGCCCAGCUGACGUGGCUUUGAUGAAGAAUACAUAUAGCGCAAAAUCGCAUCAGAGAACAAUUGACCAGCGAACUCCUUUGCUUUCUAUCUUUGCUUUUUUCUCCCAGGGUGUGAAUGAUUCCUCGAGCAGGAGCAGAAGAUGA